UAUGUUUGAGUUGAAAUCAAAAACAAAGUGUACAAAAUUUUAAAUCAUUUAAAAAUUUAGUGUAAAAACGAAAAUUUGGUGGUGCUAAAAAAAUAGUCAUUUAAAAUAAUUUGGUGAUAUUAACAAAAACAGUAUUUGGAACUGCUUACAAAAUUCGGAAUAUACAACAGAAGCAAUGUCCGAACGUCGUGGUACAAAAGCUUUAGAAUUAUGGUGCCGUCGCAUGACAGAAGGAUAUUCAGGUGUUAAAAUUGACAAUAUGACUACAUCAUGGCGAGAUGGUUUAGCUUUUUGUGCAAUGAUUCAUCAUUUCAGACCAGAUUUAAUAGAUUUUGACAAAUUAAAUAAAUCAGAUGUGUACUACAACAACGCAUUGGCAUUUACCACAGCUGAAAAAUAUUUGGGUAUACCAGCUCUUUUGGAUGCCGACGACAUGGCUGCUUAUGAAGUACCCGACAGAUUAUCUAUUCUAACGUAUCUUUCACAAUUUUAUCAAGUUUUUGCGGCACAAGGUAAGUUUUUAUUUUUGUCAUUCCGUUUGUAUCACAUCGAAAUCUGGGUUUUCUGUUGAAAACACAAUAGAAAU
Lucilia cuprina (Australian sheep blowfly) is the source of this 586-nucleotide messenger RNA. Its product is annotated as MICAL-like protein 2. The transcript has 3 exons. The record is from RefSeq and is a predicted model, not a curated record. Bases 176 to 571 code for a protein of 131 amino acids. Gene Ontology annotation, molecular function: protein binding. Lineage: Eukaryota; Metazoa; Arthropoda; Insecta; Diptera; Calliphoridae.